This is a messenger RNA of Thrips palmi, 2973 nucleotides long. RefSeq names its product organic cation transporter protein-like. NCBI's taxonomy places the organism in Eukaryota, Metazoa, Arthropoda, Insecta, Thysanoptera, Thripidae. Gene Ontology annotation, cellular component: membrane. Bases 573 to 2360 code for a protein of 595 amino acids. The transcript has 11 exons. The record is from RefSeq and is a predicted model, not a curated record. Gene Ontology annotation, molecular function: transmembrane transporter activity. Gene Ontology annotation, biological process: transmembrane transport.
GAGCCACCCCGAACGCCCGGACGCGUCGCACCUCUGGGUCUGGCGGAGGGCGGCUGGCUUGGCGGUCCGAGCACGUCGUCGUCGUCGUGAUGCCCGUGUCGAAGGCGGCGUGUCGUCCUGGCCCGCACCCCGCGCAGAGGCGCUCAUUGCUUUGUUGACGUCGUCGGCCCUCGAGACGCUGCAGGCUGACGGCGUGCGCUGCACCCGGCCGCCCCGUCGGCGGAGGAGGAGGAGCACGGAGAGCGGCAGACGCAGACGACGCGCCGCGACGCCCGCCACGACGCGCCGCCAUCAUUGGCCGAUCACCCGAUCGCACUGAUCGAUUGGUCGGUCAAGUUGACGCGGUGCGGCGCGAGAUCGAGGCAUGAGACUCGUCUUCGGCCGGUAUGCAGCACUGGACCUGCAGAAGAGUAAAGGCUAUGCUUGACGCCUCGGCGUAGCGGCAGCAGCACAGCAACAGAACAGCGCACCCAGCCGCCGCGGCAGGCACCGACCGCCCGGCCCGCCAGCGCCUCCCCCUUGUUGGACUCGACGGCGAGCACCGCCACCACCAGGCCGCCACCGCCGCCACCAUGACGCGCGCCGACCUGGACACCAUCCUGCUGCAGCUGGGCGACUUCGGCCGCUUCCAGUUCGCCAACUACGUCGCCAUCAGCUUCCCCAUCCUGUUCUCCGCCAUCUACACCCUGACGUAUGUCUUCACGGCCAAGGAUCUGGAAUACAGAUGCCGCAUCCCGGAGUGCGAGGGGCUGGGCAGCCCGCUCGCCAGCGCCCUGGGCGGGCACGUCGUCCAGGGCGGCGACCUCGUCGGCGUGGCGUCCAAGGCCACCAAGGCGGCCGGGCUGCCGCGCCAGCAGUACAUCCCGGACUGGCUGGUGCACGCCGUGCCGCACGAGGGCAGGGCGCCCAAGAACUGCCACCGCUACGCCCCCGCCGGCCGGCCCGGACCCGCGGUGCCCAAUGGGUCGCGCUCCGACUGCCCCGCCGAGCUGUUCUCGCGGACCGAGGUGGUGCGCUGCCAGGACUGGGUGUUCGAGCCCGGCCAGAUGAACUCCAUCGCCAGCGAGUGGAACAUCGUCUGCGACGAGAACAAGUGGCAGCUGUCCAUCGUGGGCACGAUCAACAACAUCGGCCUGUUCGCGGGGCUCCCCUUCGCCGGCUUUUUCUCGGACAGGUUUGGCAGGAAGGCGCUGCUGUUCUGGUCGUGGGGCAUCACGUGCUGCAUGGGCAUCGUGCGCUCCUUCGCCACCAACCUCGUCAUGAUGCUGACCUUCGAGUUCCUGGACGCCUUCUUCGGGGCGGGCGUCUUCAGCGCGGGCUUCAUCCUGGCGCUGGAGUUCGUGGGCCCGGACAAGCGCGUGGUGGCGGGCACCGUGCUCAACCUCUUCUACUCCGCGGGGCAGGUGCUGCUGGGGGCCGUGGCCUGGGCGGUGUUCGACUGGCGGUGGCUGCUGCGCUCCAUCUACAUCCCCGGCUUCCUGUGCUUGCUGCUGCUGUGGCCCACCCCCGAGUCCGUGCGGUGGCUGGCGUCGAAGGGGCGCUACGCUGAGGCGGACAGCAUCAUCCGGAAGGUGGCCAAGUUCAACAGGGUGGUCAUCAACGAGGCCCUCGAGGACCGCGUCGACCUGGUGCAGGUUAAGUCGGAGGACACGGACAAGCAGAAGGACUCUGAGAAGGGACUGCUGGGGAAGUCCCAGAAGGACCUCGACAGGCAGGACCAGGCGGAGGCGGGCGGCAGCACCUUCAGCAACCUGCUCAACACCUUCAAGUCCUCCAGGCUGCUCUUCCGGUUCCUCAACUGUUCAUACUGCUGGAUGGCCAACACCUUCGUGUACUACGGCCUGUCGCUGAACUCGGUGUCCAUGGCGGGCAACGACUACCUCAACUUUAUCCUGGUGACGCUCAUCGAGCUGCCCGCGCUGCUGGCCCAGCUGUGGCUCAUGAACAUCUUCGGCCGACGGUCGUGCCUGUCCAGCACCAUGAUCAUCGCCGGGGCCUGCUGCGUCUCGUUCCUCGUCAUCCCUGAAGACUACCUGUACACGAAGCUGACCACGUUCAUGAUCGGCAAGUUCGCCAUCACCAUCUCGUUCGCCGUCAUCUACGUGUACACGGCCGAGCUGUUCCCCACCAACGUGCGCCACUCGCUACUCGGCUAUUGCUCCAUGUUCGGCCGCAUCGGCUCCAUGCUGGCUCCGCAAACGCCCUUGCUGGCCACAAUCAACGCCAGCCUGCCGCUGACGCUGUUCGCGGUGUCGUCCAUCAUCGGGGGAGUCCUCUCCUUGUUCUUCCCUGAAACCAAAGACAAGUCUCUGCCGGACUCCAUCAAGGAAGCUGAAGAGAUCGGCAAAUCCGAUCGCUAGGUUCACUGUUUGUGGCACGGUCGGGUUUUUCUCUCAAACGAACUGAUUCAAAUUAAUUAAGAAGUUUCUCCUCCAGUUCACACUCACGACAGACAAUAGUCCGAUUUUGUUUCGUACCAUUAUUGCUUCAUUCACCAAACAGUAUUUAAAGAAACAAGGCUGUGUGACAAGUGGAUUAGUUCUCACUUGAUUUAUGAGAUAUUUAUUUAUUGUAGAGACAUUCCAUGAUGUUUUUCAACUAAACGCCAAUGCUUCAUGUUAUUUAAUGUGAAAAUGUGAAGUUUCAAUCAGUACCAUUUUUUAUAUUAGGACUGUAUAGACCCUUGCUGACUUUUGGACAAAGUACAGUAUGUAUAUUUUUAUGAAUAAGUGUGAAAGUUUUUAGAAACUUUCAGUUACGUUAUUUUUAUAUAAUCUAGUUUUGUCUUCCAGUGAUUUCAGUGUUUGUUGUCACAUAAUCUAAGAGUUAAUAAUUUUUAUGUACUGAACAAAUGACACUUAUCAUAUUUAUGGCUCAGUUUGUGAUAAUGACGUACUCUAAAGUUGUGUUUCGCUGUGCCAAAUUUGGUAAUUAUUUAUUAAAAUAAAUAAUCCUUGUAAUUCAUUUGUGUAA